CGAGCGAGUGGUGAAAAGUUUGAAAAGAGAGAUGGUGGACUGUAGCUCUCUGCAUUCUCCACCUACUGUGUUUUUUGAUUUAGAGACGACUGGCCUGGACUCCUCGUGUGAAAUCGUCCAGCUGGCCGCGGUGAGCGGAGGUCACACUUUUAACCUCUUCAUGGUUCCCCGUCGGCCGUUCCAGCGCGGAGCCUCCAGAAUCACAGGCUUCAGUGUGAAACAUCAGCGUCUGUUCCUACAUCGCCGGCCGCUGCUCACCAGCUCCCUCAGAGAAGCCCUGCUGUCCUUCAUCAGCUUCCUGCGCAUGCUGGACCGCCCGCUGCUCCUCGGACACAACAUACGCAGGUUCGACUGUCCCGUCCUGGCCAGAGCUCUGGAUGAGGUCAACCUCCGCUCACAUUUCCAGAGAGAAGUUUCUGGCUUCGUCGACACUCUUCCUCUGGCCCGACAGCUCCUGAAAGACCACGGCCUGCAGAGUUUCAAGCAGGAGAGCCUGGUCAAGAACCUGCUGGGGGUCUCAUAUGCAGCCCAUAAUGCACUAGAGGACGUGCAGGCGCUUCAGAAGCUCUACUGGAGGCUCAAGCCCUCGGCCAAUCAAAUUCAGCAGCACACAUUCACUCUCGACUCAUUGGCUGAUCCACCUGUCAAUCUAAUUCCAGUUACAGUAUCAGGACAGACUGGUUUGUGUGAGACUUUCAGGAAGGCGAUGGAUAUUACAGGAGAAAAACAGAAGGAUUAAUUUCUGAAACAAGUCCAGCUGGUCUCAGGUCAGAAGCACUCAUCCUUUAGUUAAAUCAGUAUUUAUAGGAGCAGCUGAACUGGUUUAGUGUGAAAAUAAUGAAGCAAAACUGCUUAUUGGUAAUAUAAACUGAUAUUUUAUUGGUGAUCUUUAAUAAAAUUAUUUAAAUAUAUUUGA
Molecule: messenger RNA, 916 nt
Organism: Danio aesculapii
Lineage: Eukaryota; Metazoa; Chordata; Actinopteri; Cypriniformes; Danionidae
Gene: plex9.2
Product: PML-like exon 9.2
Exons: 3
Coding region: 32-739 (235 amino acids)
Biological process (GO): DNA catabolic process
Cellular component (GO): cytoplasm
Molecular function (GO): 3'-5'-DNA exonuclease activity; nucleic acid binding
Source: RefSeq, a predicted model, not a curated record